AUGAUUAGAUCGUGCAUUUGGGCUGUUUGCUUGUGGUCAGCGCUUGCUACCGAGCCGACUCAAGGCAUCAAUAGUGAGAUCAUAACGUCUGACGGAAAGCAGUACGUCUCCAUCUAUGGCGAGAUUAAGUCAGAUGCUUACGACAAGCAGCUUUCCUAUACCACGUCUAAGAUUUACCAGAUCGUCGAUAAGGAUGGGCACGUUGUCAGUCGAUGGGAGCUUAAGUCCCUGGUGAAGGUCCUCAUCAAGAUGGAAGCGCGCGCAGUCAUAGAUUAUGCCAAGCGCUUCGAUGCGUAUAAUGCUGCAGAGACCUUAGAAAUCACUACCCUUCGAUGCCCAGACUUCACGGAUACAAAUAUCGGCCACUGCAAAAGAACGCCCUAUGGGAACAAGGUUCGCAAACUGCAGCAGGUCGACCCACACAAAGUGUGGAAGCCAGGUCUCCCACGUUUAUCAUACACAGUGACUGCUGUCAUAACCAUUGAGGAGGAAGACGGAACGGUUAACAAGUAUGACGUCAUCUUCAACGAGCACAACAAGAAGGGACCUGUCAUAGAUGGAAAUUCAUACAUGCAGACCGUGGUUGUUUCCACAGGCUCCACAAAUAACAUGUUCUGCUUUGGCUGCUACGUGAUACACAGGGAAAACGAGGGAGUGCUCAAUAGCAUGGCAGUGCCUUUUGAUGUUGUCGGGUUUGGUGGCACAAACUUACUGGGCAUGCUCCCGAGCGUCUGGAAGAGAGCCGUUAUAGCUUCAGACUCUAGCACCAGGACGAAUGAGCUGACAUUCAUAGGCAGUCCGCCAACCCCUGACGUGUUUCCUGCCGAUCAGCUACUAAACUACAGGGAUGAUUCACCUUAUUUGCCAAGCAAUUGCAACUGUGUAGAGGGGUGUAACAUGAGUGGCGAUUCAGCACAAACCGUAAAGUAUGCAUGCAGCGAUGAUAUUCUUCUAUUGGCAUUUAGUCUACACAUUUCAGCAGACAGUGUCACGCUCACACAACUCAUAGGCAAGCCGGUUGUGCUUCAAUCGGUAGUGAGUCUCGUCCGCAGGCAGGCCAUCUUGAACAUUACAGUUGGGAACGAAGGCAUGAUGCCGGGAGUAGUGACAGUCAAGCUUCUUCGGUGCAUUUCGAGCUCUCCAAUCGUUGGGUCCUUUACUUAUACAGGAAAGCCUAUCAAGCACUUCAUUGACGUGGAUAAGACAGCCAUCUACAGCUUUUUGCUGACGAGCCCGGCAAAUGUCAUCGUUGCCGAAUCUCUUGCUUUGAGCCCAGGAAGGUGUAGUAUACAAUUUCUCCAAGCCGCGGGGCCCGAAAGCGAGUCCCAGGCGGCUACUAGCGAAGCCACUAUCUCUUGGCUAGGGACAGUAUCUGGAUAUGCGCCAGGAACCUACGUGAGGAUAGACUCUCCUGUACAGUGUGUAGACCCAGACAUACGAUUUACAGCUCCACAAACAUCCACCCUUGUAUGCCUAGUCGCCUGCUCAUGUGAUCAGACCAUGGAAAUGGGUGAUAUUCCGUCAUGCAGGCCGGUCGACUGCCUAGCUAAGUAUGGACAUUCUCGUCCAUACUUCUCGUCCAUAAGAGGCGUGUGCAUAUCCACAGAGGAGAAGGCAGCGGAAGAUGGGGUAAGCGCAGACGAUCUCUUCAUCCCUCAGUACAUACCAUUUACUAAUAUUUCUGUAGAUUGUGGAAAGGGAAAGAAAAAUAAUAGCACCAACAUUUUGGCAGUUCCAUGCGUCUGCCCAGAGGGAGCAACACGCUAUGAAACGCGUGAAGAUAACAAGCUUUACAUGUGUCUCGACGACUUUGUUUUUGCUGAUCCUGAAGUUCCGUCGUGGAAAAACACAGUUUUCCGGGACGUAAUAGAGUUCUUUGAAAAGCUGAAGGGGAAGGGCUUCUUUGAAAUUGUAAGGCUGUUUUUUACGACGAGGGUUGGGCGAAUUCUUUUGCUUAUCAUGUCAAUCAUCCUACUCAUCAUUUUUGUCCCCCUUUUUGUGAGGCUUUGCCCACUGUGUGUCAGGUGCUUUAUGUGCUGCUGUAAGCCAUGCAAAUCUAGCUAUCAGCUGUGCAGGAAGCCGCCAAAGGAUACGAUCCAGAACGCUGAAAACUGCUCAAGAGCCACUGGUUCUGUAGCUCUUUUACAUGACACCCUGGAGGUAGAGGCAGAGACCGCCGAUAAAUCUGCUUCACUGAUAUCACCGGAUCCACUAAUACCAGAGGAUGUGAUGGUCUUUAAUAAGCUUACAGCCGAGUUAUCAAGAUAUGAUAACAUUCUUAUUAGAAAUUCUAUAUUGAUGAAACAGAUUGAAAGCAUAAGCAAUUUAUAUGCACUUUUUGAAAAGAAAAUGAGCAACAAGGAUGAUGCAAGUGGCCCUGUAAAGUAA
Giardia duodenalis is the source of this 2388-nucleotide messenger RNA. RefSeq lists its product as uncharacterized. Lineage: Eukaryota; Fornicata; Diplomonadida; Hexamitidae. The transcript has a single exon. The record is from RefSeq and is a predicted model, not a curated record. The coding region runs from base 1 to 2388 and encodes 795 amino acids.